Molecule: messenger RNA, 2049 nt
Organism: Oppia nitens
Lineage: Eukaryota; Metazoa; Arthropoda; Arachnida; Sarcoptiformes; Oppiidae
Product: potassium voltage-gated channel protein Shaw-like
Exons: 10
Coding region: 457-1980 (507 amino acids)
Biological process (GO): protein homooligomerization; potassium ion transmembrane transport
Cellular component (GO): neuronal cell body membrane; voltage-gated potassium channel complex; dendrite membrane
Molecular function (GO): protein binding; delayed rectifier potassium channel activity
Source: RefSeq, a predicted model, not a curated record
ACUUAUAGACGCGUCUAACAAAUGACUAAAAGUGGUCAACACUUAAUGUUGUCACUCAAGAAUCGGCUUCUGAAAGCCCUGAGCCCAAUGUGAAGAUGAAGUGGUGGCUCUUUAUCUUAUUAUUCAGUAUUGAUUUGCUCAUCGAUGUCUACACAUUACUACUGGUGCACAAAAACAACAACAACAAUAAUAAUAGUAGAAACCAAAUAAUACAUAAGCUUGUAUUGAGGGCUCCUGUAUAUGAUGCCCACACAUCAUAUCAUAAACAUUAACAUCAUAAACAACAACAACAACUACAACAUUACAAUUACAGCAAUUAUUAACAGAGCGUUCAUUAAUUGAAUUUAAUUAGAAAGUUAUGUAAAAAAUCAAAUCCAAAUCCAAAUCAUACAUUAUUUUCAUCUAUUGGACAGAAUUAAGCAAUUAAUUCAUUGAUUAGUCAUAAAAACAAUUCUAAUGUCAAAUCAGGAUUCAGAUCAUAGGGUCGUCCUUAAUGUCGGCGGUAUUAGACACGAGACAUAUAAGGCGACGCUCAAGAAAAUACCGGCGACAAGACUGUCACGUUUGACUGAGGCUUUGGCUAACUAUGACCCGAUGCUCAAYGAGUUUUUCUUUGAUAGACAUCCCGGAGUAUUCGGUCAAAUACUUAACUACUAUCGGACCGGAAAACUUCAUUAUCCAACCGAUGUUUGCGGACCACUGUUUGAAGAGGAACUGGAGUUCUGGGGACUCGACUCUAAUCAAGUUGAGCCGUGUUGUUGGAUGACAUACACAUCGCAUAGGGACACUCAGGAGACACUUGCCGUACUCGAUAGGCUAGACCUGGACACUGAUAAGCCGAGUGACGAGGAAAUUGCCCGAAAGUUUGGUAUGGAAGACGACUACCUGAACGGCACUCUUAGUUGUUGGCAACGACUCAAACCCAAACUAUGGUCCCUUUCAGACGAACCCUAUUCAUCAAAUGCCGCCAAAGUGAUUGGCGUAAUGUCCGUAUUCUUCAUUUGUGUGUCUAUUUUAUCGUUUUGUUUGAAAACUCAUCCCAAUAUGAGAGUACCGAUGAUCAAGAAUAUAACGGUUUGGACGUCAAAUCAAUCCCAGUCAUGGGUUUUGGAUAAGACACAGACCAACCCUCACGAGGCCUUCUUUUACAUCGAGUGUGUCUGUAAUGCCUGGUUUACAGUCGAGAUUAUCACCCGUUUCACAUCAUCACCCAGCAAACUUAAUUUUAUUAAAGGUGCAGUUAAUGUAAUAGACAUAACGGCCACCCUAUCGUUUUACAUCGAUUUAGUACUUCAAAAAUUUUACAGUCAUUUGGAAAACGCCGAUAUAUUAGAAUUUUUCUCAAUUAUCCGAAUCAUGCGGUUAUUCAAACUGACCCGACAUUCGGCGGGUCUCAAGAUAUUGAUCCAGACGUUCAAAGCGAGUGCCGGCGAACUCAUACUAUUGGUAUUCUUCCUGGUGUUGGGUAUUGUCAUCUUUGCUAGUCUUGUCUAUUAUGCCGAACGCAUUCAAUCAAAUCCCGACAAUGACUUUAACUCAAUCCCGUUGGGUCUCUGGUGGGCAUUGGUUACUAUGACCACAGUUGGCUACGGCGAUAUGGCGCCAAAGACAUACGCCGGAAUGUUUGUGGGAGCGUUGUGUGCGUUGGCCGGUGUGCUGACAAUAGCCCUACCGGUUCCCGUCAUAGUAUCCAACUUUGCAAUGUUUUACUCACACACUCAGGCCAGAGCUAAACUGCCAAAGAAAAGGCGGCGCGUAUUGCCUGUCGAACAGCCGAGAGUUAUGAGACAACCGAUUAGAGGAGGUAUGAGAGGCGGCGCCAGAGGUGGCGGUGUUUCACGUAUGAGUGCCAGCAGUACUACCGGUGUUGACGGCCCUGUCGGGCGUAAUGUAAGGCCAAACGCCACAAAAAAUCAACCGAAAGACGCGUUUGACUUAAAGUUGGGAGAAAAUAAGAUUGAAGUCAUAACAAAACAUUAGGGAAAUCAUACUUUAAUUUUGGUAAGGACGAGCCGGUGCCGACCCUUAACGUCAAUCAUAAUAAGGAAG